AUGUGGCUGAACAUGAAGGUGAAGGAUAAUAUGUUGUUUCAAAAAUCUAGAGUGAGGUGGGAUCGAGAAAGGGACUUGAAUAGUAAGUACUUUCAUUCUAUCUUGAAAGCUAGAAAAAGGUGUAACUUUAUAGGUAGUAUCGUUACUGACAGAGGGGUGGUGGAGGAGGUGGGGGUGUUAAGGAGGAGGUUAGGAGGCAUUUUGAGGCAAAGUUCGCAGUCUAUUUCGGAGCGUCCUUUGUUAAAGGGAAUCCACUUUAAUUCAAUAUCAAUUGCUGACAAGAGAGAUUUGGAAGUUCACUUUUCGGAGGAGGAAGAGAUAAAAGUGGCAGUUUGGGGUUGUGAAGGGUCUAGGAGCCCGGGACUGGAUAAGUUUAAUUUUUUCUUCAUAAGAAAGUGUAGGAAUUUUAUGAAGGAGGACUUAAUAUCUUUCUUCAAUGACUUUUAUGCUUAUGGUGUUCUAUCUAAGACGAUUUUAUCAUCUUUCAUUACUCUGAUUGCUAAGAGGGAUUGUCCAAAGAGUCUCGAUGAUUAUUGGCUCAUAUUCUUGGUGGGAUGUCUUUAG
Molecule: messenger RNA, 564 nt
Organism: Vicia villosa (hairy vetch)
Lineage: Eukaryota; Viridiplantae; Streptophyta; Magnoliopsida; Fabales; Fabaceae
Exons: 1
Coding region: 1-564 (187 amino acids)
Source: RefSeq, a predicted model, not a curated record